Paramecium sonneborni is the source of this 1674-nucleotide messenger RNA. Lineage: Eukaryota; Ciliophora; Oligohymenophorea; Peniculida; Parameciidae. The record is from the annotation of a GenBank genome assembly.
AUGUUCUCUCUUAAUUAAAUUAGAACUCCAAAGUUUUUAUUAUGCUUGAGAAAAUAUAGAGUGAAGAAUUAAAUUUUAGUGAUUUAACUUUUAAUAUUUACUGUGAUAAUAACCUUUUUAACAAUAGCUCAGGUAAUUAAUAGAGUAAUAAUUGAAUCUGUAAUAGAGAAGGUUUCAUUAUAAAUGAUAUAAAAUAUUAACCAGAAGGCUCUUUAUAAACAAUCAACUUAUUUGGAAUACUAAACCUUCUUAACUUUUAAUUUUGGCUUCAGUCUGCUUAAUAAAAUUAAUAAUGAAAAUUUGUAUUUGCUUUAGUAAUAAAAUAAAUUGUUGGGGAAUAUGCCAUUUAGUUGUGUUGAUUACAACGAAAGAGAAUAGCAGCCUUUCUAAUAUUAUUUACCAUAGUUUUGUUAUUAUUAUGCAAAUCAAAUUGAUUUUGCAUAAAUUCCAAAAACCGAAAUUGAUUAACAUUUGAUAAUUUUGAUUUAAAUGUUAAAUGAAUAAUUGUUGUUAAUUGGUUAUAAAGAACUUGAGCCAACAAUAUAUUUAACAUAAAAAGGAGAGGGAUAGUUUUUUGCAAUAAUUCCAUAGAAAAUGAGAUAUCCAAUGUAUCGACCUAAAUAAAGAUAAUGGUAUAAAGAUCAUAUUGGUACUCUAAAUAGUAAUAAUCAAUCGGAAGUAGUAUCUGAAAUAUACAGGAAUUAUGAAACAUAAGAAUUUGAAUUUACACUUACAGUUUCAUUAACAAAUUCUUAAUUAGAAUUUGAGGGAGUUAUAGCUUUGGAUAGCAAUUUUUAAGUAAUUAAGCCUAAGAUUAAUUAUGAUUAAUUGAAUAUUUAUUUAGUUGAUUUGGCUGGAAGGAUAUUAAUUUCAAAUGUUUAUCCAGAUGUAAAUUUUGUAUAAGAAAUGAAAUUUUUUAAUGAUACCUCAAUUACAGGAUUUGAUAAUUAAGAUUGGAAAGAAGUUUUGAAAUAAAUACUUUAUUAGAAUGGAGAAUCUAAUUGUUAAUUUGUAUACAAAAACUUUUGUAGAUAUAACAAAUUAUUUGGAUAAGAUUUGUUUAUAAGAGGAUUUGGUAUCCAUAACAGAUUCUAUUAAAUUGUGUAAGCAUUUUCAAAUAUAUCUAAGAUUUGUAGAUUACAAAUUCAUGGAAUAGAAUGACAAUGAUACUGAAGAAUUGAAAUCUGAAUUGCUUAGUGAGGCAACUAAUUAAUUGAUAUACUAUAUCAUUUAUAACAUUUCAUUUAUCUUGCUUUGUUGGAUAAUAAUGCAUUUCUCUUUAAAACCAUAUUAAGAGUUAACUAAAUUAUUUUAAUAGACAACUUAAACUAAAUUUGAUUAGAAAUAUGAAAUUGCUUUAAAGAAGGUUAAAAUAUUUAAAUAGAACAAUCUUAUUUAAGUUGGAUUAGAUAAUCUUUGUAAUAAAUUAUCAGAAAUCAGAUCUAGGAAAUCUAGAGAAUGUCAUUAUAUGGAAAACUAUAAAUAUCCUAAAAAUCUUUCGAAAAAUGCAUACAAAUUUAGACAUUAUAUUAAACAAUUUCCAAAAGUAUUAUUUUGAUCUUUAUUUAGAAAUCAUAAAUUAUAUAUUUAUAAGAAUCAAUAAAUACAAUUUACCAAGAGAUAUUAGAGAUUCUAGCAUUUAAUAAUGAUGAAUUCUACUAUAAAUUGAUAUGA